AGCGCGCGUGAACAGAACUCAGAUAGAGAUACCUUUUGGGACUCAGAUACAUUUGCAGUGCGCAUUACUCACUCAUCCGCCAGAUACGAAGAUACAUUUCGCAGUGCGCCAGACGAUUGCAACUGGCAAACUGGAUUUACCACUCAAAAAAUAAAAGAAAAAAACCAAAACAAUACCCGCAACUUCAACUCGUGUUAAGUGAAAAACGUAGCCAAUUGCAGCAGCAACAAAAAACUUUCAAAACCCGAGCCAUAGCGAAAUAGAAAAAGUAGUUCAGAGCGUGAAAAAUACGUUACUUGCUGCAAAAGUUGUGAAACGUAUCCGAGAGAUACAAGCCCAUUGGGAGAGCGAGAGCGGCCUUAGCAAAGUGCAAUUUCCAAAAGGCAAAUACCAUUAAAACAUACACAUAAAAUCAACCAAAUCCAAACAAAUAAUAAAGGCUGAAAAAUUGAAAAUACUCAAAUCAAUUUUUCCAUCAAGUCAACCUCGACGGCGAUUCGCAAGACAAACUAUUGUUGGAUUAAAAUAUUUUCGAUCAAGAACAAGCACCCAGCGAACGGAAGCGCAAUGCAAGUGGAGGCCAGCUAUCCGAAAUACGCCGGACGUGUGCCACCUCUGGACCUCUCGCAGGUGAAUGCGGGUCAGGAUUUGUGGGGCGGCAACGGGAGCGGCACGCCCUCCGCCAAGCGCCACCUGCUGCACCAUCCCUACCAAAUGCUGGACAAGUGCCGCGGGGGAGUGACCCUGAUCAGCGCCUCCUCCUCCUCCUCCUCCUCCUCCUCCUCCUCCUCCUCCGAUGACAACAACAAUCGCCUGAUGGGCGGCGAGGAUGGAAACACCAGUCUACUACAUCCCAUGGGCUCCGAUGGUCUGCCCUUGGAUCCGCGGGACUGGACGCGGGCCGAUGUGUGGAAGUGGCUCAUCAACAUGGCGGUGUCCGAGGGACUGGAAGUCACGGCCGAGCUACCGCAGAAGUUCCCGAUGAACGGCAAGGCCCUGUGCCUGAUGAGCCUGGACAUGUACCUGUGCCGCGUUCCCGUGGGCGGCAAGAUGCUCUACCGGGACUUCCGGGUGCGACUAGCCCGGGCAAUGGCCCUGCUCUCGUAGGUACCGCCACCUCACGGAUACGGAUACCCACACCUCUCUGGUUGUACAUAUCUCUAGGAUUCGGUUAGUCUAGCCUAGUUCUGCUAGUUGUAAUGCCUAGUCGCUAGUGCUCUCGUUAGUUAGGUCCUAGCCAUAAUGUCAUGCAUUUCAAUGUUGUCAAAGAUUGCUCCAGACUCCCAUUUCAUACGGAAGGAAGGCGAAUGGAGUCGAAUAAAAUAUAGAAAAAAGUGAAGUUAAAAUGCUGUCCUAUUAGUUAUUUAAGUUCGCAUCUGAAGAAAAUAUAAAAUGAAAUUUUAUAACUUAACAA
Messenger RNA from Drosophila gunungcola (fruit fly), 1414 nucleotides. RefSeq lists its product as uncharacterized. The coding region runs from base 568 to 1107 and encodes 179 amino acids. The transcript has 2 exons. The record is from RefSeq and is a predicted model, not a curated record. NCBI's taxonomy places the organism in Eukaryota, Metazoa, Arthropoda, Insecta, Diptera, Drosophilidae. Gene Ontology annotation, molecular function: sequence-specific DNA binding.